GAGGGCGAGGGAGCGGGAGCUACUCACUCCUCCCCUGGUGCCGCCACCUGCAAGCCCCCUACAGGCCUACAGGACUCCAUGGAGACAAUAGACAGCGACGGUAGCUGGGAUACAAAACGAAGGAAUCGUGAGGAGAUUAAGCUUCAACCAUACGCUUGCAAGGAGGGCGUCGAGUUGUUCAGCUGUCCCAUCUGCUCUAUGGCAGAGAUUGCUACCAGAGCACAAUUAACCAGUCACUUGCAACAGCACCAAACCAAUUUGAAACGCGGCGAUGGCAAGCACGUUUGCUGUUUCUGCUCCUGUGAACUGAGCUCCAACAGUUCGCUGGAGCGUCACCUCUUGACCCAUACGAGAUUCGAGAGUGGCCAAAAUGAUAACAUGCUGCACAGAGAGGUGGUCAAUAUGCUGCCCAUGUUUUCACCGGAACUGACUCGCGCAAGUGCCCUGGGCAAAUGCACUGGGGGUCGACUGGCAAGUGAAAAAGCCGGUUUUGUUGCUAAUAACGGCCCAUUAUCACAGCCCUUCGACAUGAGCACCUGGGCUGAGACCAACAGUAAAACGGCGCUAAGUGAAGAAAUCUUUCGCAAUCUUGUCGGCAGUUACUCCGCGGCUCUGCAAGUUCCACCUCUGUCACGUAAUCCAAACGUCCAGAUGAAUGGUAUUGAGUGGGACCAGAUGACAGAGACAGCCUUCCAGUCAGCAACCAGCUGGAUAUCUCAGGCUCUGAAGAUGUUCGGCGCUACCCCCACCACUGUUCCGGGCCCUAUGAGUACUCAGGACAGUCUUGUGGACAAUGGUACUCCAAGGGAGCAGAAGACCAAGGAAACUGAAAACGUGGCUGCCGACACUACCAAAGAGGAUGAACAAACAGGAGCUCACCGGACGGAAACCCAAGUUAUGGAAUCAGAGAGACUACGUGCUAGCCGGAAAUCAAACAAUCUGCGAGUGAAUUCCUCUCGUCUCCUGCGUUAUGGAGCCAACACAAUCGUUUGGGCACGCAAAUUUCAAACACAAACGCAAAAAAGUCAGCGAAGAGGUGGUCAAGAAGAUGGCGCUCCAACACUACAAAAAGCUGCCUUCGAAGACAAGAAACCCAGGAAAUCUAAUUCAGAAGAAGUUUGUAGCGAAAUCAAAUGCCAGAACCAGCCGUCAGCAGCAGCCGAAGAAAGAAGCAAAUGA
Messenger RNA from Dibothriocephalus latus, 1179 nucleotides. The record is from the annotation of a GenBank genome assembly. NCBI's taxonomy places the organism in Eukaryota, Metazoa, Platyhelminthes, Cestoda, Diphyllobothriidea, Diphyllobothriidae.